CUUCCGGUUUCUGUGUUCCCCGACCUCGUUCCGUCGUGUUUCACCUUUCUCUUCUCUUUUUUUUUGCAUCAAAAUUUCAAUAAUAAUCUUCAAGAGCAUCGAGAAAUGGCGUCGAUCAACCCUCAAGACGUCUAAAUUGGAGCCCUUUACGGUCGGAAAUUGCUUCCCUUCACCGAAGAAUGGAACGAAAUCCAUACCCGAACAGGCAGCAUCACCAUCACAGGGCGUUCGGCGGCGGAGGGGGUCCGAGUCCGGUGGAAUUGAUGCCGGCGAGACAGGCAGCUCCGCUAUCGCAAUCGCAGAUGCAAAUCUCCGAUAACGACGAGAGCAGCAGUGAGGUUCCCGCGCUGGAUUGUAACCUUACUUCCCUAUGUGAUCACAUCCAACUGGAGGGAUUCAACAGUGGCGCAUUCUCCGACAUUGUCGUUCAAGCCAUGGGGUCUACCUACCACCUCCACCGCCUCAUACUCUCCAGGAGCUCUUACUUCAGGAAUAUGUUGCAGGGACCAUGGAAAGAAGCAAAUGCUCCGGUUCUGAAGUUUCAUGUGGAUGAUAAUAAUGUCAAUGGGGAGGCUAUAGCUUUGGCUCUUGCUUAUCUGUACGGGCAUCACCCAAAGCUUAAUGAUAAUAAUGCGUUUCGAGUUCUUGCUGUGGCAUCCUUUCUUGACCUUCAGGAUUUAUGUGCAAUAUGCACAGACUAUAUUAUUUCUGAGCUAUGGACAUCAAACUUCUUAACAUACCAGGUGUUUGCUGAGAGCCAAGAUUAUGGAAUAUAUGGAGAGCGAGUUAGAAAUGCUUGUUGGGGAUACCUUUGUCAAUGUGGUGCCAUGGAGUUAAAAAAGGUCCUUCCCAAACUUUCAUCUCAGACAUUGCAUACUUUGCUGACCUCUGAUAAAUUGUGGGUACCAAGUGAAGAGGAACGAUUUGAGCUGGCAUUAUAUAGUCUUCUCGCAAGAGUCAAUCUUUCCAACAUGGAGCAUCAUGGGCAGGGAAGGUCUAGUUCUGAUACAGGAACAACUACGCAUUGUGAUGCUCUUAGAGUGAAGGCUAAAAACUUACAUGAUGGCAGUACUGAGAAAAGGACAGAACUUGAAUUAAGGAGUCUAAGCUUAAAGGAUGGAAAAGGACACAAUACUGCACACAAUAUUCCAAUCGAGCUUGCAGACUACACUGUUGUAUCAAUCACUGAGGGGCAUAAUAAACAACAGUUGCAAGAACCAGUGUGCAUUCAAACCAACUUGGAAUCUGGAUGCAGCACUGGGCAUGCUUUAUCAAGUAACUCUUUUCUAUGUACUGAUGAUGAAGCCAUAUCCUCAUGUUCUAUUGUUAAAAUGCCAAACAGUAGUGGCGAAGAUGGGCUGGGGAGUGAUGGUAUGGCUGUUUUGGAAGGGCCAUCUGAAGAAGAUCCAUGCUAUCAAUUAAACGACACAUCUUGGCUGCCUGAGGGCCAAAGCAGUCUCACUUCUAUGACUUCUUCUGCUGAUGUGCUUAUGCCUAGUGACUGGGGAAGAUGUAACAUGCCUCCCCUAUCUUGGGGUGGUAGGGUUGUGGGGCGAAGAGAGACAAAAACUUUCUUAAAUGGACAGUAUGGAAUUAGCCGGGAUGAUUAUGAUGCCUUUGUGAAUAUUUUUGAGGGAGGAUCUCUUUUGUAUUGUAACAUGUCUUUUGAGGCACUUCUCACUGUGAGAAAGCAGCUUGAAGAAAUGGGAUUUCCUUGCAAAGCUGUGAAUGAUGGGCCUUGGCUGCAGAUGCUAUUAAGCCAGCGAGUACGAGAAAUCGGGGCAGAUACAUGCAAAAAUUGCUGUCUUGUGAGUAUGGCGUGUGCCUGUAGGCAAGCAUUUGGGCCUUCAUGCAAUGUUGGUGGGUAUUACAUGGCAGAUCAUGAUCAGGGGAAUCUGCCUACGAAUGCUGGAUAUGUGUACGCCAAUGAAGGAAUUGGUCUCUUUAGGCCUGUGCGCAUUCAUGUUAGGGGCCCCCUUGAUGGGCUAGCUGGAAUCGGGCGUGGAAACACUUUUGUUCCUGCUGCUGCCAGUCCUCCAACACGUUUUGUCUUCUCUCGUGUCCCAUUUGGGGUGGGUAAUGAUGACCCAGAAAACAGAGGGGACAACAACACAGAUAUUGCUGGUGACGGGUUGACAGCUUUGGUUGGGCUCAGCCAGGAGGGAAGCAGUAUUGGGUCUACUGUUCGUGUGGAUCAGUUAGAGAGGGGUUAUGAGGUGGAUCUCCAGAGCAGGAUGGUGGGGUCUUCAAUAUCUGCACCUAAUGUUAGUAGUAUACCCACACAAAUGUUAGAUUCCUAUGGGAAUGCUGCUGGGUUUGAGUGGGAGAAUGACAACAGUUCUAUAUCUUUGGAUGUGAAGACACCUUUAAGUCAAUUUCCUCCAUUCCGGUUUGGGGUUGAAUUUCAAGAUGUUCUCAGGCUUAAUGAUGGUCAAGUGAAUAGUUCACCUGAGUUUUUCUAUGCUGGUUUCUUGUGGAAGGUCAGUGUCCAGGCUUUUAGUGAUGAAGAUCUGCAGGGACGCCGUACACUUGGGCUUUUUCUUCAUCGACGAAAGGCUGAAAUAUGCGACCCAACUAGAAAGGUGCACGUAUAUGUUGAUUCCCGCGAAAAGGUCACUACUAGGUACCAGUUGAUUUGCCCAUGCAAGAGGGAAGUGAGGGUGUUUGGGAGCUUCAAACAAACCGGAACUCUUCUUCCAAAAGCUCCAAAGGGAUGGGGUUGGCGAUCAGCUUUGUUGUUUGACGAACUUCCUGAUCUUCUCCAAAAUGGGGCACUACGUGUUGCUGCACUUGUACAGCUCAUUUGAUUCUCGCUCCUUAGCUACAAACGCCCAGCAAGAUUCAAUCACCAAAGAUUUUCAUGUAAAUAAUGUAUUUCUCUGCACACUUUUGGUCACACGACUAUAAGGUACAUUGCUCUCUAACUUUCAUAUUAUCCAUUUUUGGCGCACAACUGGAUUUUAUUUUUGCCGCUUUUAGUCCUAUGUCACAUAAAUGUGACUUGUUUAGUCAGAAGGACCAAAAAGUGGCAAGGAAUCCGUAGUCGUGCCUCAAAACUGGACGAAGUGUUUAGUUUCGGAAUCAAACUUGCGAAUGGCCCGACAGUCGUGGUUCCAAAAAUGUGUCUUCCCAAAAGAAGUUAAAUUAUGUAUAGUUUGCCACAUUGAAUGACAACUCAAUGGUAUUGUGCCUAAAUGGUGCAGUAUGUGUGCAGUAUUUGAUUUUGUUACUUUCUGCCAUUG
Molecule: messenger RNA, 3242 nt
Organism: Cuscuta campestris
Lineage: Eukaryota; Viridiplantae; Streptophyta; Magnoliopsida; Solanales; Convolvulaceae
Source: the annotation of a GenBank genome assembly